CUGUGCAUGUGGAGUUUCUCCCUCACUCACUUCCGGUCAAAGAUGGCGGCUCCCAUGGCAGCGCAGGCAGGGAAAGUGCUGAGGACUUUUACCGCAAGGACCAGUCUUCUCAGCAAGACUCAGGGUGUCCAAGUGUCUUCAAGAAGAUGGUUGAACCUGCAGGAAUACCAGAGCAAAAAGCUGAUGGCUGACCAUGGGGUCACUGUCCAGAGGUUCUUCGUGGCUGACAAUGCCAGUGAUGCUCUCGAGGCAGCAAAAAAGCUAAAAGCGCGUGAAAUUGUAUUAAAGGCACAGAUCUUGGCCGGAGGAAGAGGAAAAGGCGUCUUUGAUAGCGGUUUGAAAGGCGGCGUCCAUCUUACCACGGACCCGAAUAAAGUAGAAGCCCUUACAAAGCAAAUGAUCGGCUACAACCUUACGACUAAGCAAACCUCCAAGGACGGCGUCCGAGUCAGCAAGGUCAUGGUUGCAGAAGCUCUGGAUAUCUCACGGGAAACGUAUUUUGCAAUUUUAAUGGACCGGGCUUGUAACGGACCCGUGUUGGUUGGAAGCCCCCAGGGAGGUGUGGACAUCGAAGAAGUAGCUGAGAAGACACCAGAACUUAUUUUUAAGGAGGAAAUCGACAUUUUUGAAGGUGUGAAAGAUAGCCAAGCUUUGCGAAUGGCAGACAAUCUGGGAUUCAAGGGACCUCUCCAACAACAGGCUGCCGAUCAGAUUAAGAAGCUCUAUGAUCUUUUUUUGAAAGUUGAUGCCACUCAGGUUGAAGUGAACCCAUUUGGCGAAACUCCGGAAGGACAAGUCGUGUGCUUUGAUGCCAAAAUUAACUUUGACGACAAUGCGGAAUUCAGACAAAAAGAGAUAUUUGCCUUGGACGACACGUCGGAGACCGAUCCGAUUGAAAGCGAAGCCGCCCGAUACGAUUUGAAAUACAUCGGCAUGGACGGGAACAUCGCUUGCUUCGUAAACGGAGCCGGUCUUGCCAUGGCGACUUGCGACAUCAUAGACCUGCACGGUGGGAAACCGGCCAACUUCUUGGAUCUCGGAGGCGGUGUGAAGGAGUCCCAAGUCUAUCAAGCGUUUAAGCUGCUCACAGCCGACCCCAGGGUAGAAGCGAUCCUCAUCAACAUUUUCGGAGGAAUUGUCAACUGCGCGAUCAUCGCUAAUGGAAUAACGAAGGCCUGCCGGGAACUGGAGCUGAAAGUUCCCUUGGUGGUCAGACUCGAAGGAACCAACGUCCACGAAGCUAAGCGGAUCCUACAGGAGAGUGGGCUGCCCAUACUGUCCGCCAGCGACCUCGACGACGCGGCAAAGAAGGCCGUGGCCAGCGUCGCGAGAAAAUAAAGUCCUUUAGGUUUAUUGCUGUCAUUUCAAUAAAAAAAACCUCUAAAAAUGAAUGUAUUAUAUAAAAAUCUGAAUAACGUAAUUUUAUGGCAAUAUCAGGGACACACGAAGACACUUCUAUUCUGUACGUCUUGUAAGUCUUUUCUUUCAAGUGAGUAAAAUGCGAUCGGUCAGUUAUUUUAUAUAAAAAAAAAGGUAUAUUUGUAAACCUCAGUGUUAACUUUUUUAAGAGCCAAUAAUACUGGUAGACUAGAGGUGGGUGAGUUGGCCACGAAGGGCCACAAGCCAUACAAGAUCUUCGCCAAGGCUGUACAUGAGCUAGAUUGACCUCCGGAGACAUUUAUAAGGACCCAACGCCAAAAGGGAACGGAGGGGUUUUAGCCACGCGUAGCACUUGUUCCUCCCCUCCUAAAGAGGCAGGUACUGGGCUGGCGCCCACAUAAGUUGGCCAAGAUAGACCUUUUUUAUGGAGCAAAUAAAAUAUUUUUAUACCGCAAA
Messenger RNA from Spea bombifrons (plains spadefoot toad), 1836 nucleotides. It is a transcript of the gene SUCLG2, whose product is annotated as succinate-CoA ligase GDP-forming subunit beta. The coding region runs from base 7 to 1338 and encodes 443 amino acids. Gene Ontology annotation, biological process: tricarboxylic acid cycle; succinyl-CoA metabolic process. Gene Ontology annotation, molecular function: succinate-CoA ligase (GDP-forming) activity; ATP binding; metal ion binding. The record is from RefSeq and is a predicted model, not a curated record. The transcript has 11 exons. Gene Ontology annotation, cellular component: succinate-CoA ligase complex; mitochondrion. NCBI's taxonomy places the organism in Eukaryota, Metazoa, Chordata, Amphibia, Anura, Pelobatidae.